GCGCGCGCGAGAGUGGCUGAGUGAGUUUACCCCUAUGAGGCGGUGAGAGGCCCGGGGCCUACCUCAAAGGUGCGGGGUCGCGGCGCUAGCUAGCAGCGGGCCCCCUCCUGGUCCCCGGGCCCGGCGGCGCAGCGGCGGAGGCUCGGUUGUGAGGAGGUGGGGAAGCGGGUGUCCGGCCCCAGACAUGGAGGGCAUGGACGUGGACCUGGACCCCGAGCUGAUGCAGAAGUUCAGCUGUCUGGGCACCACUGACAAGGACGUGCUCAUCUCCGAGUUCCAGCGGCUGCUCGGCUUCCAGCUAAACCCGGCCGGCUGCGCCUUCUUCCUGGACAUGACCAACUGGAACCUACAAGCAGCAAUUGGCGCCUAUUAUGACUUUGAGAGCCCAAACAUCAGUAUGCCCUCUAUGUCUUUUGUUGAAGAUGUCACCAUAGGAGAAGGGGAGUCAAUACCUCCUGAUACUCAGUUCAUAAAAACAUGGAGGAUCCAGAAUUCCGGAGCAGAGGCCUGGCCUCCAGGGGUGUGUCUUAAAUAUGUCGGGGGAGACCAAUUUGGACACGUGAAUAUGGUGAUGGUGAGAUCACUAGAGCCCCAAGAGAUUGCAGAUGUCAGCGUCCAGAUGUGCAGCCCUAGCAGAGCAGGAAUGUAUCAGGGACAGUGGCGGAUGUGCACUGCUACAGGACUCUACUAUGGAGAUGUCAUCUGGGUGAUUCUCAGUGUGGAGGUGGGUGGACUUUUAGGAGUAACGCAGCAGCUGUCAUCUUUUGAAACGGAGUUCAACACACAGCCACAUCGCAAGGUAGAAGGAAACUUCAACCCGUUUGCCUCUCCCCAAAAGAACCGACAAUCAGAUGAAAACAACUUAAAAGACCCUGGGGGUUCUGAGUUCGACUCGAUCAGCAAAAACACAUGGGCUCCUGCUCCUGACCAAACUGAGCAAGAUGAGAAUAGACUUUCACAGAACUCUGUAAAUCUGUCCCCCAGCAGUCACGCAAACAACUUAUCAGUAGUGACUUACAGUAAGGGGCUCCACGGGCCUUACCCCUUCGGCCAGUCUUAAACGGAUGUCAGCAAGAAGAAAAAUAAACAAAAGACAGAAGGUUUGACUUUGGUGGCGGGCGGGCAAGGGGUUCCUCUGGAUUGCAGACCACAUCGCACAGACCUCUGGCUCUGAUCGUCCAUCCUGGAAGAAGAGGAAGAAGCAAACAGACUAGUUUUGAGUAAACUCAGUGUGCAUGUGUGAAUGCUGAAUCGCUGGAAUGGUGUUGAGGCUACCAAGAAGAAAUCCAUGCAGCCACCUUGGGUUUUGUUUAUUAGGCGUCAGUCUAACAAGUCAUUAGGCCACUCGGGAAGGGGAAAAAAGCCAUCUUUUUGAACAAAAAUUAUUUUGCCUACAGACAGGUUGUAGUUUUGAGCACAUGUUAGUUUUUCCCUUCUUUCUACACUUUUAUUUUUUUAGAUAAGGGAUAACAUACUCUGUAGAAUAGCCGCUUGCUCUAGACACGGUUCAGGUACAGAGCUGGUGUGGUGUGUUUGGGGCUCCGUGGGCAGUGCUGCAGGAGGGCAUCUGCAGUGCCACGUGAUCCAGAGUCUGAUGGCAUCAGCCAGUGAGCUAUUGCCCUUUUCCUCUUCUCUUUCAUCUUCUGUUGAUUUACACCUUUGACAUUUGUAUUUGUCAACCAUGUGGCUUAUUACCAUCAGAACCUCUCUGAAGACCAAACUUCCCUGUAUGGCCAGCAGAGGAAGCCUUGAGGACGGGUCUCAGAUGAUGUGGGAGUUUCUUACGCUGAGAGGUGGCCUCCUGCACACACUUGUAACAGUUCAGAUUGCUUUUCUCCUAUGUUCUCUUGGCAGAAAUGCCAUCAUGCUUACUGCAUUUUGGAUUCCUCAUCCACAGUGGCUCCCCGUUCACUCUGGAAACAGUGCCUCUGUGCUGCAUAUAUGUGUGCCACAUGCACACUCAUGGAUGUUGGUGCAACUCACCAGCAAGUGUAAAGUAAAGGUUCCAUGCUCCUCUGUUGUCACACAGCUCCCUUCCCUGUGUUUCUUCUCAGUUGUCUUUUGUGGUGUUUUCAUAGCCUGUUAGUGGAGGCUGAGCUGUUAAGGUAUGAAAAUACAGCCACAAAUAGGGAACUUGCCAUUGGGAAGGUCAGUUACUGACUCUGUGAUAUUGGAGACCACACUUGGAUGGAAAUGAGAGGACCCUUGUCCUGAGCAGGAUGCCUGGUUACUGGGACAUGGUGGGCACAGGCAACCCAGCCAGAGCAGAGUCUGAUUGGCUGGCUGCUCACUGGGCAGGUGGCCACACUGGCAUCCUGUGGAUUCCGAGCAGGUUGAGAUGCGGGUGUCUCCAUGGGAAGCUUGAACCAGGCUAGAACAGCUGUCUGCCAAAGAUACAAGAAUAUGCAAAGUCCCUCUUCUCUUCUCACUCCCCCCUUCCUUCCCUAAAGUGUUGGUUCGAAAGCCGGGGAUACGGAUGUAGGAUCUAGGGCGCAGUUGCCUGCCUGUUACCACACCCCAACCCACCCUGGGGGUGUGAGUCAAGGAGGGAGACCAGGUGAUGAGUGGCUGCUAGGGGUCAUAUAGCCUGGGUGUGGGUGAGGGUCUGCCUGCCUGUCUGUCUCUGUUUGGGUGUGUGAGUUCAAAAAAUGUGUGUUGUUUGUUCCUCCUCAUCCUCUUCUGAGACUGUUUUAUAAAAGCUUGAUUGUGGGAGAUAAGCUUGUAUGAAAUUAACCCUUUUGCCUUUCCACCUCCCCAAAAAUAAAAGGGGGGAUACGUUUUGGUCCACUGGAGAAGCCCUGGGGGAGAGGGGAGCCAGCCUGCUGAGCAGGGCAGUGCAGCUAGGUCUGGGACUGGACCAGGGCUCACACAAGAACACCCAUUUUUUAUGCACAUGAAGGGAGCCCCAUUUGUGAGCAGAGGGGUGUCCCUGUCAGGUGCCCAAGCCAGGGGCUCACGAUAGCUUUUUGGCUGAGGGCCCUACUAGGCCCAGACUGCUGCUACUGUUGGUGCCAACCUUCUGGGACACCACCACCAUGGAGCCCACCCAUGCCCAGCAUUUUCCUCGUUUGAUAGCCCUCAAAGCGGCAUGUCUCCAGCUACCCCUGGCAGGAUCAUGGGGGACUUCCACACCCUGGUUUUCUGGCUUCCUCGCCUGUCCCAUGCAAGGUGCCUCUUCACCAUUUCCUGGGAGGGGCUGCCUGCCAUUGUUUAGCAGAAGCACCCUGCUUCUCUUGCUUCUAGGCACCCUGACCUGGCAAGGCAACUGUCCCAAGCACACUGGCUUCCCUCCCAAGAACAAACUUUCUGUAUACAUCCUUGCAGAGAGCCAGAGCAAGUGCAAGUCAUGGAGUAGGGACAAGGAGUCCAUGAUCCCCCUGGACCAGGGGUUAGCGGUACCAUUCAUUCCGCUUCCUCUCACUGAUGUGAGUGCUGAGCAAUGCCUAGAGCCCCUCCUCCCCUGCUAGUGGGGUGGAACAGGCUAUCCUUUCAGCCCCAGUAGCCUCUGCUCUUCAUCAAAAAGCAGCUGUCUGUCGUCAGGACCACUAGUGUCAGACGCAUGAGGUGAGGCAGGUGCCACCCUGAGGGGCCCGGCUUGGGAAGAGCCUGUCUGUGUGCAUGGAGUGAGGUGUGUUUGGAUGUGUGUGCACACGUGCAUGCCUUUUUUUUUCCCCCCCUUCUUGUCAUGGGGACAGUUGAAUUCAGGGCAUUUUCCUGCAAGAAACAGAUUUCUCUCCCUCUGUAAGGACUGGCUAUAACCUGAAACUCAUCUAAGGCACUUCCAACCUAGAAAAAACCUAAACAAGACAGCUGGUAUGGCCUAAGGAUGGCCACGGCGGGGAAUGGGCAUGAGAAUAAACAGCUCCCCAAAUUCAACCUGAGCCCCCGCAGCAGAGGAUGGUGGUGUUGCCAGGGCUCAGAAAAGCAUGCGAUCCCCCACCCUGCCUUGCCUUUCCUUUGUGUCCUUGGGUGAGUGCUGGAGCAGCAGUGGCUGCUCUCUACCCGACAGGGGUGUGUAGUAAGCAAGCUGGGUGGGUGUUUGUGGUGGGGCCUCAUGGUGCCUGGGAAGAGAUGAAGAUGAGGAGGUUUUUCCUUACUGUAAAAAUGAAUAUUUGUAUGAUUAAAUUAACACACACCAAAAACAA
Messenger RNA from Pteronotus mesoamericanus, 4145 nucleotides. It is a transcript of the gene ILRUN, whose product is annotated as inflammation and lipid regulator with UBA-like and NBR1-like domains. Gene Ontology annotation, biological process: macroautophagy. Lineage: Eukaryota; Metazoa; Chordata; Mammalia; Chiroptera; Mormoopidae. Gene Ontology annotation, molecular function: ubiquitin binding. The record is from RefSeq and is a predicted model, not a curated record. The transcript has 5 exons. Gene Ontology annotation, cellular component: phagophore assembly site. Bases 185 to 1060 code for a protein of 291 amino acids.